This is a messenger RNA of Coregonus sp. 'balchen', 436 nucleotides long. NCBI's taxonomy places the organism in Eukaryota, Metazoa, Chordata, Actinopteri, Salmoniformes, Salmonidae. The record is from the annotation of a GenBank genome assembly.
AUGACACUAAACAACAAGGAGCCCUUCUCCGACGACUACGAGGGCCAGCACUUCCUGGUCAAGUACCAGGAUGCAGAGGGCAAGGUAAACCAACCCCACAUGAACCAGAGGGCAAGGUAAACCAAACCCACAUGACCCAGAGGGCAAGGUAAACCAACCCCACAUGACCCAUGCAUCAGAGGAUAGAUGAAGGCCCCUUUUUGUUUGUUUUUGCGUGGCAAGGUUGGGUUGGUUUACCUGACACCAUAUAUGUACUGUAUAUAUAACCCAUUGCUUAAGUAAUGUAUCACAUAUGUGGAGCAGCAACCAGGGAGUGGACUUUUUUCUCUAUUAUAACAGUAAUGUAUUGUGGCUAAAAAAGCAGAGACAGUACUUCCUCAUCAAUCUGGUAGUCUUCAUCGCCAAAGUCAACAAGCACUUUGGGAGAGCCUACUGA